Molecule: messenger RNA, 1240 nt
Organism: Fopius arisanus
Lineage: Eukaryota; Metazoa; Arthropoda; Insecta; Hymenoptera; Braconidae
Gene: DCTN2-p50
Product: dynactin subunit 2
Exons: 8
Coding region: 299-1240 (313 amino acids)
Biological process (GO): mitotic spindle organization
Cellular component (GO): cytoplasm; dynactin complex; centrosome
Source: RefSeq, a predicted model, not a curated record
UUCGAGAGUAUGUGGGGUAUUUAUUUAAAGAAAGCAAAUUUUCGAUAUUUUUCUGGAUUCCAGAAAAUUUUAGUUGUCACUUCCAGUUGAAUAAAAUAUCGAAAAUAUUGGAAUUCUGGGGGAAUUCCGAUUUUUUGGAAUUCGGGAAUUUUUACAUCGGGUAAAGCAGAGCAGAUCGUCCGACUUUUUUAUCGGCAGAUUGGGCAGUAGUUCAGAACCUUCAUUCGUGUCAAUCUGUCAAAAUUAGAUCUACUUUUCACUGUUUUUUGAAAAUCCGAGGAUUUCCUGAGAUUUUGAAAUGGCAGACUCUAAAUAUGCGGAUCUUCCUGGAAUUGCUUAUAAUCAAGUAGAUGUUUAUGAGACCACGGAUUUACCAGAGAGCGACCAAUUUUCUACGUACAGUGAGGAUGAGUCUGAAGCAAUCGAAAAACUUCACAUCAACGCGACCGAGGCCUUUGGAAAAUUCAAAGGAAAGCAUGUCGUCACCACCGGAGUGGAUUUCUCUGACAGAAUUUCCAUAAGAAAUAGAACUGGCUUUGGGGUGUGGGAAUUGCCAGGAGAUGGGGAGAAAGAGACUCCGAUGCAUAAAUAUCAGAGACUCCAGUGCGAAAUAAAAGAAUUGUACGAUGAAGUCAGUCAGAUAAAGGAGAAGGCACAGCAGAAAGAGGAGGAGAGAAAUGCAGCUGAUAUUUUGUCUCACGUAGAGGAAGCUGGAAAGCAGCUCAACAGUUUGAAACUCUACGACUGCCUUGGAGCUGAUCUCGUGACGACCUUGAUGGACCCCCAGGGUGGAAGGCUCAAACAAUUGGAGACACAGAUAGAGCAGUUUAAAUCAGCUGGCAUCCCCGAUAAGGAGAGAACAGGUGCUCCAGGAGAAGCUGACGGUGCAAAAGGAGUUUUGAAAUACGAAAUGAUGUAUCUGCCUGAGAAGGCCAGGAUGCAGGAAGUCGCGAGAGUCUCCAAUCUCGAGCAACGAUUGGCUAAAUUGGAGAGUGUCAUUGGUACCAGUGAUGAUAAACUCUCGAAAUUCACUCAGAAUUUCAAGUCUCAGGGAAUUGCUGAGUCAGUUCAGAAACUGGCAGCCAAGUCCUCCCUCCUGGACAGCAGCCAGAUUGAAGCCAUGGAGAACAGAAUAUCAGUACUUGCUCACAGAAUGGAUGCUGUGGCCCAGAAGAAGUCAGCAAUAUCUCCAGAGGCUGAUCGUGACCAGAAGAUCAGCGAGAUGUACGAAAUCAUGUAA